Medicago truncatula (barrel medic) is the source of this 513-nucleotide messenger RNA. RefSeq names its product probable purine permease 10. Gene Ontology annotation, cellular component: membrane. The record is from RefSeq and is a predicted model, not a curated record. The transcript has a single exon. Gene Ontology annotation, molecular function: purine nucleoside transmembrane transporter activity. Lineage: Eukaryota; Viridiplantae; Streptophyta; Magnoliopsida; Fabales; Fabaceae. The coding region runs from base 1 to 513 and encodes 170 amino acids.
AUGCACUUUAAUUUAGCUGCAUCUAUAUUGUAUGGAUUGGUGCUUUCCCUUACACAACUAGCUUUCAAGAAGGUUGUGAAAAGGGAAAAUUUUAGAAGUGUCAUGGAUAUGAUAAUAUAUCAACAACUGGUAGCUACUUGUGUGACUCUAAUUGGACUUUUUGCAAGUGGAGAGUGGAAGGAUAUCAAAAUGGAAAUGGAGGAGUAUGAAAUGGGGAAAGCUUCUUAUGUGCUUGUUCUCACUUUCAUAGCCAUAACUUGGCAAAUCUUCAAUAUUGGUGGUGUUGGACUACUUUUUGAGGUUUCUUCCCUAUUUUCUAAUGCUAUAAGUUUUCUAGGUAUGCUUAUAGUUCAUAUAUUAGGUGCGGUAUUCUUUCAAGACCAAAUGCAUGGGAUUAAGGCCAUUUCUAUGGUACUAGCUGCUUGGGGAUUUAUAUCUUAUAUGUAUCAACAAUAUUUUGAUGAGAGAAACACUCCUCACAUAGGCAAAGAUUCUUCAACUUUAGAAGGGUGA